AGGAAGUAACUGCUCAUAACUAGCAAAAGUGCAGCUGUGUUUCCUUCUCAGUACCCCAACCAUGUUCAAACUUGUUGUGUUCAUUACUAUGCUGGUGAUUCCUUAUCUACAGAGGACUGUUGCAGAUUGUACUGACAGCUAUUUUGUCCCAGAUCCAGUGUUCGUCGGCUGCUAUCAAAAGACUCCAAGUCAGGCAGACCCUUUUCUACCUUAUGAAAUACAGACAGCGGUGUUCAACGCUUCAAACUGUGUAUCCUGUUGUGCAGCGGAAAACCAGAGCUUCAAUUUUGCUGGGGUAGUAACACGUCCUAAUGGCCAAGUCAGGUGUUUAUGUGGACAGAGGAGUGAGAAUUACUAUGAUUCUAUUUCCAACCAUCAUGCAACAGGUUGUCUUACAUGCCCCGGUAAUAGUGGCCAGUCGUGUGGUGAUCAUGCAAGAGUAUCCGUGUAUGAAGUGAAUACGUCUGUUGAGACGACACACUUGACGACACGUCCUAAUGUGAUGUCUUCAAUAUCAUCGACAAUAGACAACAUGGGCGCUUCCAGAGAAAACACAGCCUUCAUCGCCGGUUCAGCCGGGGGAGGGGCAGCUGUUCUGCUGGUCGUCUGCGGUGUUGUUGCUGUCAUCAUAAUCCGCAAAAGGUCAUCCACUUCAAAGAAAAACAAUCUCCCCUCUGCAUCGAUUAGCUUGCGUGACGUUGGAGGUGGUAACCCUGACGACCCGUCCUACCAGGACGUCCUGCCCAGCGGUGCCCAGCAUCAGUACGCCACUGUACGGGAGGACCCUCAUCCCUACACCGCGGUCAGGGACGAGCCUAACGUUUAUGAAUCCAUCCAAGAUGAUCCCCAAUACGCCAUUGUUCAGAAAGGCCGCAAACAUAUGCAUGCACCUAAUGCUGAAACCAACACAGCAUAUGAUUCGGAGAGCCCUCCGUCAAAUGACGAUGAUAGGUCCCCUAGUGUGUGUGAGAUGGUGGAUAACAUCAUUUAUGAAUAA
Messenger RNA from Branchiostoma belcheri (Belcher's lancelet), 997 nucleotides. RefSeq lists its product as uncharacterized. Bases 62 to 997 code for a protein of 311 amino acids. NCBI's taxonomy places the organism in Eukaryota, Metazoa, Chordata, Leptocardii, Amphioxiformes, Branchiostomatidae. The transcript has 5 exons. The record is from RefSeq and is a predicted model, not a curated record.